Messenger RNA from Nerophis ophidion (straightnose pipefish), 9440 nucleotides. RefSeq names its product phospholipid-transporting ATPase IH-like. The record is from RefSeq and is a predicted model, not a curated record. Bases 423 to 3998 code for a protein of 1191 amino acids. The transcript has 29 exons. Gene Ontology annotation, cellular component: plasma membrane; trans-Golgi network; endoplasmic reticulum. Lineage: Eukaryota; Metazoa; Chordata; Actinopteri; Syngnathiformes; Syngnathidae. Gene Ontology annotation, molecular function: ATP binding; ATPase-coupled intramembrane lipid carrier activity; magnesium ion binding. Gene Ontology annotation, biological process: phospholipid translocation.
CCCAGUACGCAUGCGCGUCCCAGUAAUCUGACGACUCCGGUGUGCGUUAGUGAGUGUGGAUUCCAUCGAGUGGGCCAAGGCUGGCAGAAACAGCUCGACCACAACACCAGCAGCAGCAACACCAACACCCACUGUGGACUUUUUCCCGCUGGACCGCGCUCGCCUUUAACAGAGGACCGUCUCGCAAGGAGGACACAUUUGUCCCGGCGUGUAGCUGGCGGCAGCGUGGGCGACACGAGAGUGGGGGGCGACCGAGCAGCAGAUUGUGUGCGGGAUGCCAUGAAGACCACUACAGCCCACUGAGGAACAUCGCGGACACGGCGGUGGUGGUGGACGAUGAAGACGAUGACGGCGAUGGACACGAGCGAGGAGAUCCAUGCAAGGUAGCGUCCGAGAAGACAGCUGAGCGGUUUCAGUGGAGGAUGGAUCUCAGCCGGCUCCGGAACAUCAUCAGCAGAUAUUGCGCAGGGGAAGAGAACUGGGUCGACAGUCGGACGGUGUACAUUGGCCAUAAAGAACCCCCUCCGGGAGCUGAGGCCUACAUCCCUCAGCGUUACCCUGACAACCGCAUCGUCUCCUCAAAGUAUACUUCCUGGAACUUCAUCCCCAAGAACUUGUUUGAACAGUUCCGAAGAAUUGCCAACUUUUACUUUUUGGUCAUAUUUCUGGUCCAGCUCAUCAUCGACACCCCGACAAGCCCCGUCACCAGUGGCCUGCCCCUCUUCUUUGUUAUCACCGUCACUGCCAUCAAACAGGGCUACGAGGACUGGUUGCGUCACAGAGCCGACUGCUCCAUAAACGAGUGUCCCGUGGACGUGGUGCAGCGGGGGAAGGUGGCGAGGACGCAGAGUCAAGAGUUGAGGGUGGGCGACAUCGUGGUGGUAAGGGAGAAUGAGACGUUUCCAUGCGACCUCAUCCUGCUCUCCUCCAGCCGACAGGAUGGCACCUGCUACGUCACCACCACCAGUCUGGAUGGAGAGUCCAGUCACAAGACCUAUUACGCCAUACCAGAUACCAUGGCCUUUAGGACCGAGCGGGAGGUAGAUUCCUUACAUGCCACCAUUGAAUGUGAACAACCACAGCCUGACCUCUACAAAUUUGUGGGACGCAUGCAUAUUUAUAAGGACAAAGAUGAACCUGUCGCGAGAACCCUCGGGGCUGAGAACCUGCUACUCCGAGGAGCCACACUGAAGAAUACGCAGCAUAUUUAUGCUGUUGCAAUCUACACCGGCAUGGAGACCAAAAUGGCACUCAAUUACCAGUCUAAAUCACAGAAGCGCUCGGCUGUGGAAAAGUCCAUGAAUGCCUUUCUGAUUGUUUACCUGUGCAUCUUGAUCAGUAAAGCCGUCAUCAACACUGUUCUUAAGUACGCCUGGCAGUGGUCUCCGGACAGGGACGAGCCGUGGUACAACCACAGGACAGAGAAUGAGAGGCAAAGACACGUGGUGAUCCGAGCUUUCACAGACUUCCUGGCCUUCACCGUCUUGUUCAAUUACAUAAUUCCCGUGUCCAUGUACGUCACGGUGGAGAUGCAGAAAUUCCUGGGCUCCUACUUCAUCACCUGGGACGAGGAGAUGUUUGAUGAGGAGCUGGGGGAAGGCGCUCAGGUCAACACCUCUGACUUGAACGAGGAGCUGGGCCAGGUGGAGUAUGUUUUUACUGAUAAGACGGGGACUCUGACAGAAAACAACAUGGAGUUUAUCGAAUGCUGCGUAGAUGGGAAUGUCUACAUCCCGCACGCCAUCUGCAACGGUCAAAUCCUUAGCGCUGCCUCCAGCAUUGACAUGAUAGAUUCCUCACCUGGAGGAUACCGCAGGGAGCACGAGGACCUGUUCUUCCGGGCCCUGUGUCUGUGUCACACGGUGCAAGUGAAGGAGGAGGAGACGGUGGACGGCAUCAAGAAGGGCAUCCACCAGGGCCGACCCACAUCCUUUUACAUUUCUUCCUCGCCAGAUGAAGUUGCGUUGGUGGAGGGAAUGAAAAGACUGGGCUACACAUACCUGAGGCUGAAGGACAACUACAUGGAGAUCCUGAACAAAGACGAUGAAAUUGAAAGGUUUGAGCUGCUUCAUGUGCUCAACUUUGACUCUGUAAGGAGGAGAAUGAGCGUCAUUGUCAGAGCAAGCUCAGGAGAAUACCUGCUCUUCUGCAAGGGGGCUGACUCGGCCAUUUUUCCCUUGGUUGUGUCUGGGAAGUUGGAGCAGGUGAAGGCCCGGGUGGAGCAGAAUGCUGUGGAAGGCCUGCGGACCCUGUGCGUGGCCUUCAAGAGGCUGUCGGAGGUGGAGUACCGGGAGGCGUGUCGGCACUUGACGGAAGCCAAGCUGGCCCUGCAGGACAGGGAGCAGAGGCUGGCUGAAGCCUACGACGUCAUCGAGAGAGACUUUGUACUUCUGGGUGCCACGGCUGUGGAGGACAGGCUCCAGGAGAAGGCGGCCGAUACCAUCGAGUCGCUGCACAAGGCUGGAAUAAAAGUGUGGGUCCUAACGGGGGACAAGAUGGAGACGGCGGCGGCCACCUGCUAUGCCAGCAAGCUCUUUCGCCGCAGCACUCAGAUCCUGGAGCUAACCAAGAAGCGCACAGAAGAGCAGAGCCUCCAUGAUGUUCUCUUUGAGCUGAAUAGGACUGUUCUCAGGCAAAGAUCCAUUUCUGGGUUGUCUGUCGACUGCCUCGACUUUGGUCUGAUCAUCGACGGAGCCACGCUGUCGGCAGUCCUCAAGCCCAAGCAGGAAGUCGCAGGCCACGGCAACUACCGAGAGAUCUUCCUGGAGAUCUGUCGCAACUGUAGCGCCGUGCUCUGUUGUCGCAUGGCGCCUCUGCAGAAGGCACAGAUCGUCAAGCUGAUCAAGGCCUCCAAGGAGCACCCCAUAACUCUCGCUGUCGGCGACGGAGCCAAUGAUGUUAGCAUGAUUUUAGAAGCACAUGUGGGCAUUGGCAUUAUGGGUAAGGAAGGUCGCCAGGCAGCGAGGAAUAGUGAUUACGCCAUCCCAAAGUUCAAACAUCUGAAGAAAAUGCUGCUGGUUCACGGUCAUUACUACUACAUACGCAUCGCUGAGCUGGUUCAGUACUUCUUCUACAAGAAUGUAUGUUUCAUCUUCCCCCAGUUCCUGUAUCAGUUCUUCUGCGGCUUCUCCCAGCAGCCUCUGUACGAUACGGCGUACUUGACCCUGUACAACAUCAGCUUCACGUCACUGCCCAUCCUCCUCUACAGCCUGGUGGAGCAGCACGUCACCGUGGAGACGCUCAAACGGGAACCCUCCUUGUACAGGGAUAUUGCCAAGAACUCGCUCCUCCGAUGGCCAGUCUUCCUGUACUGGACAUGCUUGGGCGUGUUUGAUGCCGUCAUCUUCUUUUUUGGUGCCUACUUCCUGUUUGACAACACCACUUUCACCAGCAAUGGCCAGAUGUUUGGCAACUGGACCUUCGGGACUCUGGUCUUCACUGUGCUGGUGUUCACCGUUACCCUCAAGCUUGCCUUGGACACGCGCCACUGGACCUGGAUCAAUCACUUUGUCAUCUGGGGCUCACUACUUUUCUACGUGAUUUUCUCUCUCCUCUGGGGAGGCAUCAUUUGGCCCUUCCUCAACUACCAGAGGAUGUAUUAUGUCUUCAUGCAAAUGCUGUCCAGCGGACCCGCCUGGCUCAGCAUCAUCCUGCUCAUUACGGUCAGCCUGCUACCUGAUGUCAUCAAGAAGGUCCUCUGCAGGGUCAUGUGCCCAACAGCCGCUGAGCGUGCUCAGGAUCACGACUUGUUGGCGCGGGACGUAGCGGCUGCCCAGCUGGCCCCUGGCCGAUCCUACAAAGGCGCGAGCACGGCCCACUCCUCUCCGCUCCAGUUCGCCGACGUGGAGACGCUGUCGCUCCGCAGAUCCGACCCCCUUCCCCGAAAACUUUUAGCUCAUUUGGCGGAAGGAGGUAGAGCGGAAUUGCGCUCGUGCAUGCUCCGUCUCUCCGGGGCGGGGAUCGCAUACUACGCUCCGGGACCAGAAACGUCCGUGUAAAAACUGGCGUGGAGCGAUGCAUCUCGGGAGUCUGCGGGCUUCUCAAGGGUGAGGAUUUAUACGAUAAAAAGUUCACCACGUGCACUUCUGGGCAAGUGAGCACCCUUUUACGUAUUAAGGACCGUCAUCUUUCCUUUUCUUGACGUCUUCUCAUCAACACUGAGAAGAUACCUGUUUGUACAAUUUUUCUUCAAAUCUUGCCUGUUCCCUCUUGUUUAUGUACUUUUUUUUAAAGUGUUUGUUAUAAAAGAUAUAUAUCUAUAUAUGUAUAUACAUAUAUACAGUAUAUAUGUGGUCUGGCCAAGUUUGGGCAGCCACGAAGCUCAGCCCUUUAGGUGUGUGAGAGUGUGUGUGAAUGCGUGCCUGCGUGCAUGAAGAUGCCUGCACUGUAUGUUUUGUAUGUGACACACCUUUGCCUUACAUGUUAACCACACAGCAGCAGACUGGGAGCCAAAGGUGUACAAGUGGUGUUUUACAAAGCCUUACACAAACCGCCAACUCCAUCUUAUUACAAAAAAAGGGACAAAAUCCAAGAAAGGGUUGUGCAGAAGUCCUGCCUCCCUGCCUUAAUCCAUUCAUUCAUGCCUGCUGUCUGAUGUGGCGUGAGGACACUCAACGUCCAUUAGUCCAUCUCAACUGUCUCCUCUUAGCAUGUCUCUACUCUUUGCAUGGUGCUGUGUUCCUCGACCUCCUUGAUCCCUCACCUUUAUUUCAUUCAAUGCUACCUGCUCUUGGAACGAGUAUUAGGGCCAUACAGACAUAGGCUAAGAAAUAUAUUAACACUACUAGAGCAAAGUUAAAGAGUUUAUCAAUUAAUCAAUGUUUACUUAUAUAGUUCUUAACCACAAAUGUCUCAAAGGGCUGCACAAGCCACAACAGCAUCUCAGCUCACACAUCCUUUAAUUGUGCAAGAGGAAACAAAUACGUAGAAACGUCACAACUUUAACUGCGCAAGAGGAAACAAAUACGUAGAAACGUCACAACUUUAAUUGUGCAAGAGGAAACAAAUACGUAGAAACGUCACAAGUAAAACUUGAAAUAGAGACAUAAUCAUCAAAACCUCAGAAUUUUAUGAGGAAAAUGUUGUCUUGUUUGGAAAAUAAAUGUACUAAUAUCGCGUUAACAUUUUUGUAUAAAGUAUAAAGUCAUCAAAUUAUGGAAAAAAGUUUUAAUUCAAAUUAGGAGGUAAUAUUUUGUAUUAAUAUUGUAAUGGGAAUUAAGGAAAAAUUAGAGUAAAAUAUAUUUUUUUCUGAAUACGUUUGUGAUAACUGUAAAAUGUGUGGGGUUUUAAUUCUAGUCGAGAGACAAAACAUCUAAUUUAGCAAAUAUGAGAUUACAGUUCUAUAAUGACAAGAAGUGAUUUUUUUUUGUGAAAAAUAAUUGCGAGAAUAAUUUUGUGAUAUUAAAUUUGUAAUGAAUAUCACAAGACAAACCAUUAUUUUCACAAGAAUAAAGUCCAAGUGUUAAAGUAAAAUUUAUUUUCACAAAAAAGAUUUUGUUUAAUGAAUAUACAUGUGUCAUAAUUUAUUUUUGGUUAUAUCUCAAGAUGUUUUUUAUUUUAUUCUAUGAGGUCAAUAAUGUGAUGCUAAAAAAAAUUAAGACGCAAAAUUUCAUGAGCUAAUUUAAAAAAUUAUAUGCAACACUAUUUCUGUAACAUUAGGACUGUUUAGAUGUAACUUGCUAUACUCACAAUAUUACAUCUUUAAAAACUGCCACAUUUUAAUUUUUUUCUCGUCAGCUUUAGAAUAUCUUUUUUUGCAUGUGUACAACAUUUAUCUCGUAAUGCAUUUGUACAUUUCUCUGGUAAUGUUACAAAAGUUUUCUCUUUAGCUUCAGACUUUUUGCGUGAAACAAUGUUAUUUUUCAGUCAGCUUUUAAUAUUUUUCAUAAAACAUCACAACAUUUUACUCAAACUAUUUUCGUCAGAAGGUUACAAUUUUUUUCUUGUAAACUUGAGACUUUUUCUACAAAAUAUAUUUUUCUCACAAUGUUCCAAUUUUUUUCUUGUAGACUUUUUUUCCCACUUUAUAUUAAUUUUACUCACUUGAAACGAUGAUUUUCUUCGUAAGAUUUUUUUCCACGUAACAUUAAAACGUUUCUCUGUUAACAAUACAACUUUUUUCUCGUUAGCUUUUAGACUUUUUGUAUGUACAAUUACAACUUUUUUCUCGUAAACAACAGUCUUUUUCUGCGUAAUAUUACAAAAUGUUUCUCGUAAAAUACAAGAUGUUUCUCGUAACAGUAAAACUUUUUAUCGUAUGCAUUAGACUUUUUCCAUGUAUGCUCAAAACCCCCCCACAAAACUGUCCCAAUUUUUGGGGUUUAAGUCUUUAGACUUUUUUGUACGUAGCAUAACAUUUUUCUCGUAACAUUUCAACUUUUUUUGCCUAAGCUUUAGAUUUUUUCCAUGUAACAUAACAUUUUUUUCCUAAAAUGUCUACUUUUUUAUGCCUAAGCUUUAAUAUUUUUUUCUUGUCCAACUUUUUCUCGUAUGCUUUAAAGUUGUCCACGAAAAAGGACAAAGGGUCUCUAGUAAAAUUACUUCUUUUUUUUCUACAACUUUAGAACCUUUUUACUCAUAUUUGUUUGACUUUAUCCACAAUCAAAAACAUUUGGAGCGAUCCCAAUUUUCUUAUCGUCUGUUUUAGACUUUUUCCACCAAACAUACAUUUUUUUUGUAGCAUUUCAACUUUUCUGCCCAAGCUUUAGACUUUUUCCACAGCCAACUUUUCAAGUUUUUCCAUGAAACAUUACAACUUUUACAGCAUCUCGUAAGUUUUUAAUAUUUUUCCAUUGUGGCCCUAAUACUCUUUUGUAGCGGGUAAGUUACACUGGCUCCAGUCUUUUACGUACAGGUGAUUUUGUCAAUGUUAUGCAAAAGUAACGCCAAUCGCGUGUUCUUGCUCUUCCCCCCAUCUUGAUGUCACUACCGAUGGAUGGAUGUAACUUUACGGUUGAAGGGGCGUAUUGUACUUUGCAGAAAGACUUGAAUAGGCGACGUCACAAUCAAUCAAUCAAUCAAUAGAAUGUCAAACACGUAUCCGCCAUGUCCUCCAGCUGACGAUUGUAGCUGAUGUAAGGAUCUCUUUUCUUCUAUACAGUUUAUUUUCAUACGCAUCACCACCAUCUGUCAACGGGUAUAUAUUUCAUACAAAAAUUAUUAUUUUUCUGUACAAAUUAGACACAAGCUUGCGCUCAGACAAGCAAACGGUCUGUUUUGAUUUCAGGACUCAACAUCCUUAACCUCAGUGACACUCACUGUGCUGUUGCCAUGUUGUAUCCAGGCAGAUUUCGACAUGUUCCUCUGCAAUAAUGCUUCAUUUGUUAUGACUGUUGUAUCCCGCUAUAGCAUCUCUUUUUUCAGUUGUUCUUAAAUGAAAUUCAUUAUCCAGCGUUUUCUAUCAAUGUGAAACUCUACUGCAGUUAUAAUUGUAUCCACUUGUCCAUUGAAAAAAAAAAUCCAGAUGGCCGAGAUUAUACAAUACAGAUGUUCUUAACCUUUUUGACGCUGGAGCCCAACUUUUCCACUAAGUGGUCCCCGGAGCCCACUCAAUUAGUAACACUCAAUUAGUAAUCUUACUCUUGAUUUUAAUCAUAUUCAAUAAUUAUACCUAGCAUUUUUACAGUUUAACAGCAUCCAUUGUCAAAUGAUAUUAAAUUAUGUGUAAAUCACAAUGAUUAUAAUCUAGGGGUGGGUCAGGCUAAUUACAAAAAUAAAUACUAAUCAAAUAUAGUGCCAAAAAAUUAAUAGAUACAAUCAUGCAGUGCUCAAAUAUAUAUACUGUAAAUAAAUGAUCCAUGAUAAUAUGUUUCUUAAAUAAGCUGAUAAUAAAGCUUCACCACUUUAGUCAUGAUUUAUUAAAAAAAAAACUUCUCUAUGACUUUAGCUCCAGAUGUCGUCCAUUUGUUUUUAUAUUGUCAUUACUGCCACAAGUGGCGGAAACGAUUAUUACAACUGAGUACCACUCCAGCCCAUAAGGACUACAGCUGAGAAACAGAUAUUUUGUGACAGCCCAACAAUGGGCACUGCUGUAUUUCAUUGUUGUACAUGCAUCGCCAAUCUAAUUAUGAUUUCACCCUAUCUAUUGGGAAGCAUGGAAAAAAAUCCAAAUACCGGGUGGGAUACAUAAUGGUCGUUUACAAUGCAUUUAUAUGCAGAUUUGUUUUAAGAACAUUUUCAUUGGAAAUCAUGGUGCCAGGGAUCUGGCAGAAUACAUUGUGGUCGUCUACAAUGCAUUUCUGCUUUCUUUUCAUUCAAAGACUAUUGGUUCUGAUGUCUACGUGUAGCCACUCAAAUUUGCUGUUGACUAACUUGUCUGUUGGGAAACAUGGGGGCAGGAGGGAGGAGACAUCACAAUGUCUAAUGGGAUACAUUGUGCUUGUCUCCCAUGCAUUUGCACAGUCUUUCUUUUCGUUCAAACAUGACCAGUUCUAUUUUUCACUUCCAACUACACUUGAAUUUUUAGCAACUUCUUUGAAAAGCAUGGGAAGGGGAAACAAAUACAGACCUCUGACGGGGUACAUUGUGGUCGUUUACAAUGCAUUUGUAUGUUCUUUUCUUGGAUUCAAAGCUAUAGUUCUAUUUUUCCACUUUCAGCUUCACUUUGAUUGAAAUAUCAAUGGAAUAAAAUAACGGAUUUAAUUAAAUUAAAAUUAAUGUAUAAACUUUUUUUUUUUUUGCCUUUUCCACAGUGUGUUUAUAUAUUUUUAGGUGCAUUCAAAGGCUAGCAUUUCUAUUUUUCACCUCCAAAUACAUUGGAAAGCACGAAAACAACUGCAGAUGUGCAGUUGGAUACAUCGCAGUCGUCUACAGCGGGUUCUUUGCAUUCAUGUAUUUUUCAGAGUUUGUUGGUGUUGCCCAUGGUGCACAUUGUCUUUCCUAUGUUUGUAAAUCCCCCAGAGAAGAUUCUAUUUUAAGUCCAUUUUAUUUCAGAAUGUGUGUUAAGGUUUACCAAAAGGGUCAGUACAAAUGUAUCAGUACACACUGCACUUAGUCUCACAGAUUUAUCCCCCAGAAACGAAGGUCUGUUGUCCAGUCAGCUUGUUAAUACUGUAAAAACUCUUCCUCACAAGUUAUUUUUCUAAGAAGAUUGUAGUGGGUGAAGUGACCAAAUAACUUGACCUAAAUGGACUGGACUGGCCUUCGUCUCAAAUAUCUCACCAGCCUUUCUCUCGAAUGUUGACGCCACCGCCACCGCUUUUUCUGAAGUCCAUCAGCACAAGCGCAGGUGAUGAAUCCUGACAUCUGCGAGCAUGACAAAGGUGCCAGAGAGGUCACGCAGCCUCCGUACAGCACUGUUUGUAUUACUGUACAUUUUGUGACUUUUUUUUUUUCUUUUCUCGGAAUGUUUUUGCCAGCCUGUCUGUAGCAACUGAGGGUAAAAGCACUGUAUUGUCAUUCUGCUCGGAAUAAAAAAAAUAGUGAAAACACAAUUUUCUGUA